Messenger RNA from Marchantia polymorpha subsp. ruderalis, 2931 nucleotides. Lineage: Eukaryota; Viridiplantae; Streptophyta; Marchantiopsida; Marchantiales; Marchantiaceae. The record is from the annotation of a GenBank genome assembly.
AAGAAGAAGAAGGAGAGGAGAGAACCAAACCAAACCAAACCGCCGCAACGGAACGGGGGGCUGUGGCCCGGACUGUAACGGCUAGUGUGCGAAGCGGUGAGGAGGGAGGGAAGGGCUGUGCCAUGCCAUCGUGGUGGGCGCUCUCGAGUUCCCGCAGCAGCAGCAGCAGCAGCAUCGAGUGAGGGAGAGUGAUUAUUGAGGGAGCGAGGUGUGACCGACCGACCGGACUCCGACCCACCCACCCACCGAUUCUGAUUCCGAUCAUUCUCCAGGGGCCUUUUUCUUCUUCUUCUUCAUCAUCAUCAUCAUCAUCCACCUCGAACGGGACUUGCGAUUUGAUCUCGCCGCCGCUCUCUCGUGCCGGCGAUUGUGAUUUGAUGUAAGGGCUCGCGCGGGACGCACUUUCCCUCGCUCGCUCGUUAGUUCGUUCAGUCGUCCAUUCAGUCGUUCUUCGCUUUUUGACCUCUCGUCACCUCAACCUUCCUCUCUCUCUCUCUCUCUGAACCUUGGCCAGUCUGAAUCACAUUCACUGUCUGAAGUCUGUCAAUCGAGCCAGUUUCAGUGUCUAUGUGAUCGAAGGCGACUCGCCCGCUGCGUUAGGGAGCGAAAGCGAGAGCGAGAGGGACAGCAGUAGCAGCAGCAGUCGCAGCUGGCAAGGCAGACUAUCAGGGCUGGGCUGGGCGAACCGAAACUGGAAUCUGUCGAUUGCAAAGAGACUGGGCGGUCGGCGGGCGGGCUGCUGGUGCUCCUCGUGCAAUUUCGUCUCGAAACGCGCAAAAGGCGGGAGUUCUUGGAAGGCAGAAGGUGGCACAGGGACGAGACGGCGAGAACGGACGAGACGAGAGACGAGAGAUCGAGUUCUAGAGAAGUAGUAGCGGGAGAAAGACAGACAAACAGAAAGGAAGGAAAGAUUGACGGGGAGGGAGAGGGGAGUUCAGCAUUUGAGAUCGUUUAAGAGGGAAUUUGGGCGAUAGCUGGGCGACUGAUGAGCGAUCCCAAGGUCUUAACCAUGAGCUGCUGCCUUUUAUACAUCUCCCGCCGCGCUGCCGCUGCUGAUUUGAAUUCUCUUCUGAAACUAUCAUGUCUCCUGCCACCCAGUCUGCGCUCUGUUUGGCUCUUCUGUUCCGGUACCUGAUUUUGCGUGUGGUAGUAGUGUAGAAUGUGUGCCGAUCUUUGGUGAGACCGAGAGAGAGUGAGCGAGCGAGCGAGGAAGCGCCCCCGUCUUCCUCCUCCUCUUCCUCUAUCUCAAGUUUCGAGUUUUCGCGAGGCCAAUCUUCCAUCAAAUCCGUGAACUCAAAUCAAAUCAAAUCAGUUCUUGCCCAAGGCUCAGAGGCUUGCUUGUUCUGUUUUAGUGUGAGCGUGGCUUCAUGUCUAUCUUUCGAUCACUCGCGGGGUGCUUUAGCUUCAAGGGCAGUGCUUCGAAGUCGUCGUCCAAGGAGGUUGUAGCAGCAGCAGCAGCAGGGUCGAAAAGUGCCCAAAUCAGAGCUUCGUCUCUCUGUGAAGCGGCUACCUUGCAAGAAGCUAUCAUGGAGAAGGUCCGGGCCGACGACCUUUGUCAGAUUGCGGACAGGAGUGAGAAGAAAUUGGUGGCUGCCGAAAAAGAAUCCGCCAGGGAGGUGUUGCUAGACAAGAAGAAGGCUGUGGAAGCAUGUGCGACCGACAACGCUGAGAAUACACAACCCAACGAGAGGGAGAAUUCCGCCACGGCCCCGCUCGAAGAAUCGUCAGCGGUGGGGGAGACCACCACGACCGAGGCCGUCGCAGGUCCGGCUUCGACGAACUCGAGAAAAACACCCUUCACGAGUUUAAGUCAAGUGGAUGCCGACUUGGCUCUCGCCCGAGCUCUUCAAGAACAGGAAAGAGCGUACAUGCUCCUUCGUAUGGGUGGCGAGAGCAGCGAUUUUGAUAGCUCGGGGAGUGGAAGUUACGACGAAGAGGGUGAAGACGACUUUGAGGAUGACUUCGGAGGUCAGCAGGUAGAAGGAGAGUCGCGUAGCCAGUGGCAAGGAUCGCGGAAUUCGGAUGAGGAAGGAACGAGGGAGGACGUUGACGGCACUCUCUAUGAUGAUGAUGAAGCCUAUGCUCGUGCUCUUCAAGACAAGGAAGAUCGUGAAACCACAGCGAUGCUGGCUUUGGCCGGAAUCCAUGUUCAAGGGUUUCAUGAUUGGGAAAGUGCCGAAUACGAGACUGAAAGCGAAACUUCACAGGACAUGUGGCAGGAUAUGGAUCCAGACAACAUGUCAUACGAGGAGCUAGUUGCCCUAGGAGAAGCCGUAGGAACACAGAACAAGGGUCUCUCUGCGGAAGCGAUCGCAGCACUUCCGUCCUCGAGCUAUGUACCCGACAAACGUUCCAGCAGUUGUGGAACUGAGCAGUGUGUGAUCUGCCGCCUUGAAUAUGAAGAAGACGACGUUAUGUCUACCCUCCCUUGCAAGCAUCUAUACCACUCCGAUUGCAUCCAACAAUGGCUUCAAAUUAAUAAGGUUUGUCCUGUAUGCAACAAGGAGGUGUCAGCUGUAAAUGACGACAAGUAGCUUGCAACGGAAGCCUGGAUACAGUCUGUAGUAGUCGUUACUGGAUCCAGGCUAUCAUAGGAGCUCGAUAGAUCUUCAGUGCGGCAACUUACGAUCCCGGACCGAAUCUUCGCCCGUGGAAGUAGAUGACCGUUGCCAGCAUAGAGCGAAUGAGAUGUAAGUUUUAGGAUGCUUCUUCUUCUUAAAGUCAGGGUGACAAAGAGACGCGAGAGAAACGUUUAGAUGACUUGAACUCACCCUGCGGAACCAAACAUGGCAUGCUUUUGGAAGAAGGAAUCGAUGUCCUUCCUCUUGGAUCUCCAUGUAUAAGUAAAAUAAUACAUCAUGUACCCGUGUGUGUUGUCCAGCACGAUUCAAAAAUUUUCUGUCCAAUAAAAAGGAAGGAAAAUGUCCACAA